This is a messenger RNA of Paralichthys olivaceus (Japanese flounder), 1438 nucleotides long. Lineage: Eukaryota; Metazoa; Chordata; Actinopteri; Pleuronectiformes; Paralichthyidae. The record is from RefSeq and is a predicted model, not a curated record.
AUGGCUGCGGAGGAUGCGGCCGCGCGGUACCGACCCGGAGCCCUGCCUCCCCGCGGGGCUCCGCUCUCUCCAGCCCGGCUGCUGCUGCUCGGCCUGUCCGCCUCCCUGCUCCCCGCCCCGGCGCUCGGCCUCCUCGGGUUUCGGCCGGAGGAGACCGGGGCGGAGCUGUCCGUGGAGGACGGGGUGCUGAAAGCCACCGAGGGGACGCGCUUCAUGCUGCGGGUUUACUACUCCACCUCCGCGCAGAGGCUCAACCGCACCGCGGCGACUCGCACCAACAACGCCGCGCCAUGGAUCGCCUUCAUCGAGGAGCCAAGUCCCGGGCGAGAGGGACAAGUUCACCCGAAGCGGAACAUGUGCAUGGACAAGAACGCCAGGACGUCCGACAUCGAGGUUCUGGGCUCCUUCAAGUCCGCUUCAAGCCAGAACUCGGUGCUGGUGGAGCUGCUGGCCAAAGACCUGCGUAGGGGUGAGAAGAUAAAGUACUACUCGAUGUGCGCCUUCGACGGGUCCAAAUGGGAACAUUACCGGACGCGGGAUUUCUGGGUGGCCGUGGUGGAGCGCUCCGCAGCCCCGGAGCUCUGGCUCCAGGUGCUGGUGUCAGUCCUGCUGCUCGGGCUGUCCGCCUUGUUCAGCGGGUUGAACCUGAGCCUGUUGGCGCUGGACCCAGUGGAGCUGCAGGUUCUGCAGAACAGUGGCACCGACAAGGAGCAGAAUUACGCGCGGAAGAUCGAGUCUGUGCGUCGGCACGGCAACUACGUGCUCUGCACUUUACUGCUGGGGAACGCGAUCAUUAACGCCUCGCUCGCCGUGUGGAUGUGUCAGAUCCUGGGCAUGACCUGGCUCUCCACGGUCAUCUGCGCCUUCGGCAUCUUCUUCAUCGGGGAGAUCCUUCCACACUCGGUGGCGUCGCGGCACGGCCUCGCCAUCGCCUCCAAAACCAUCUGGGUGACGCGGCUGCUGAUGGUACUCUCCUUCCCCAUCUCCUACCCCAUCAGCAAACUGCUGGACCUCAUCCUCAACCAGGAGAUCUCCAACUUCUACACCAGAGAGAAACUCCUGGAGAUGCUGCGCGUCACGGACCCGUACCACGACCUGGUCAAGGAGGAGCUCAACAUCAUCCAGGGCGCGCUGGAGCUGCGCACCAAGACCGUGGAGGACGUCCUGACGCCGCUGACCGACUGCUUCAUGCUGACCUCGGACGCGGUGCUGGACUUCAACACCAUGUCGGAGAUCAUGCAGAGCGGGUACACGAGGAUUCCGGUGUUUGAGAACGAGCGCUCCAACAUCGUGGACAUCCUGUUCGUCAAGGACCUGGCGUUCGUGGACCCGGAUGACUGCACCCCGCUGAAGACCAUCACCCAGUUCUACAAACUCCCGCUGCACUGCGUCUUCAACGACACCAAACUGGACGCCAUGCUGGAGGAGUUCAAGAAAG